This is a messenger RNA of Symbiodinium necroappetens, 426 nucleotides long. The record is from the annotation of a GenBank genome assembly. Lineage: Eukaryota; Dinophyceae; Suessiales; Symbiodiniaceae.
AUGCAGGGUUCCGAGGUGCGUCGUGGUGAUGUCGAAGCACUACGUGACCUUUUGAAAGACCCUGCCCAAUGUCUGGACAAGCUUGUGGCAGAUGGCUUGUGCGAAACGCAUAGACACUGCUCUCACUGCGGUUCCGGCGAAGUGCGGCGAAGCCAGUGCCAAAGAGGUGUACGGAAGGGACAUUUCUUUGUGAGCUGCGCAAAAUGCCACAAGUACACUAACUGCCUGUUCUACAGCAAGGAGCUCUUCCUGGCACGAAAGUCUUCCAAUGCCAUGUUCGACUCGCGGGCGUGUGCAUUCGGGGAGUUCGUGCGGAAAGUCGGAUACCAGUACGACUACCGCGGAGCCGCUGGAUACCCUUCUGGCACCGUGCACAAGCCAAUUGCUCGACAUCUGAAUGCCGGACAUGGGACCGUGAAGGCCUGA